AUGGCGGAGGGGUUUGAGGGGCUCAGGAGAACUUUCCGAGGUGGGAAAACGAGGGGAAUCGAGUGGCGGAAGGCGCAGCUUCGAGCGGUUCUGAGAUUGUUAGCCGAAAAUGAAGCGCAGAUUUUCGAAGCCCUGAGGCUAGAUCUUGGGAAACAUCCUAUUGGAGUGGUGAAGAAAUCAGCAGAUCAUGCUCUGGUUCACAUCAGCUCAUGGAUGGCUGUCAAAAAGGCCCAACUACCUCUACUUCUGUUUCCAUCAAAAGCACAAGUAUUGCCAGAACCACUGGGUAUUGUACUCAUAUUUGGAUCCUGGAAUUUCCCCAUCAGUCUCACACUUGAUCCCUUAAUUGGGGCAAUUUCUGCUGGAAACACUGUGCUACUGGAGCUUCGUUGGGAUAAAAUAUUCUUCACAGGGAGUCCCCGAGUAGGGCGUAUAGUCAUGUCUGCAGCAGCAAAGCAUUUGACUCCCGUGACUCUUGAACUGGGUGGAAAAUGCCCAGUCAUUCUCGACUCUUUCUCUGGCUCAGACUUACAGGUGGCUGUAAAGAGAAUAGCUGGUGGGAAGUGGGGACCGUGUGCUGGACAGGCAUGCAUAGGGAUUGACUAUGUGCUCGUGCAAAAAGAUCUUGUUCCUCUUCUGGUUAAUGCAUUGACAAGCUGUAUCAAAAGAUUUUACGGCGAGAGUGCGAAAAACUUGAACAAUAUUUGCAGAAUUGUGAACAAGAAUCACUAUGAUCGGAUAUGCAAUCUUCUUGAUGAACCUGGUGUGGCAGCUUCCAUUGUCUAUGAUGGUUCAAUGGACUCUGAAAAUUUGGUUAUCGGUCCCACGAUUUUAGUGGAUCCUCCUCUUGAAGCUCAGAUUAUGACGGAAGAAAUAUUCGGGCCAUUGCUUCCCAUCAUUACACUCGAUAAGAUCGAAGACAGUAUCGAUUUCAUCAACGAGAGACCAAAGCCAUUAGCCAUUUAUGCAUUCACCAAGAACAAAAAACUCAAGGAUCGAAUUUUGCAAGAAACAUCAUCUGGGAAUGUAACAUUCAAUGAUACCAUUAUUCAGUUUAUAUGUGACUCACUGCCGUUUGGAGGUGUCGGUCAAAGUGGUUUUGGAAGGUACCAUGGGAAGUACUCGUUCGAUACUUUCAGCCAUGAGAAAGCGGUUCUGCAUAGAAGCUUUUUUCCGGAGCUCGAGCCGAGGUAUCCUCCAUGGAAUGCUUUUAAGCUGGAGUUUAUAAGAUUGGCUUACAACUUUGAUUAUGUUGGCCUGUUGCUUCUUUUAUUGGGUUUGAGGAGAAUAUUUACGCGAAAUCGGUCUCAUUAG
Messenger RNA from Striga hermonthica, 1314 nucleotides. The record is from the annotation of a GenBank genome assembly. NCBI's taxonomy places the organism in Eukaryota, Viridiplantae, Streptophyta, Magnoliopsida, Lamiales, Orobanchaceae.